Carassius gibelio (silver crucian carp) is the source of this 1012-nucleotide messenger RNA. RefSeq names its product diablo IAP-binding mitochondrial protein. Bases 57 to 746 code for a protein of 229 amino acids. Lineage: Eukaryota; Metazoa; Chordata; Actinopteri; Cypriniformes; Cyprinidae. The record is from RefSeq and is a predicted model, not a curated record. Gene Ontology annotation, biological process: neuron apoptotic process; intrinsic apoptotic signaling pathway in response to oxidative stress. Gene Ontology annotation, cellular component: mitochondrion. The transcript is spliced from 6 exons.
GCAAUACUCCGUCAACACCGAUAGAGGGAGAAUUUCAUUUCUUAAUCUCAACAAGUAUGGCGGCGUACAGAAGGAAACUGUUUGCUGUUGGAUUGAGCUGUGCAGCUUCCCUGAGGAGAGGAAGCUCCUGUCCGAGCAGCCGCAGACUCCUCCGGAAGAACUGGAUGAGCCUGAGUGUCACCGGUGCUCUGUGUGCGGUUCCUUUCAUCCAGAAACCAGAAACGUUGACCCAUGAAGAUCUGGUGCGGAGAGCCUCAUCUCUUGUUACAGACAGUGCUAAUACUUACCUCUCACAAACUGCAUUAGCACUGCUUGAUUCCUUAACAGGUUAUAUUAAGGCUGUAAACAAUCUUGUGAGGCUACACGAGCACUAUGUGGCUUCCAUCAGCCAACUUUCUUCUGCAGACGAGGAUGCAAUCUGGCAGCUCAUUCUUAGUAGGCGUAAGGAGGUAACUGAGAGGAGAAAUGAUUUGAAACGAUUUGAAUCCUGCUGGAUGAUUGCCAUCGAUCUCUCGAAGAUGGCAGCAGAGGCGGCUUUCAAUGCAGGGGCUGACCAAGCUUCUGUGAUAGCACAGAACAAUCUGCAGCUCACACAGUCCCAGGUGGAACAUCUUCGACAGCAGAUGCAGGAAGCUGAGAAACAGCUCGAAGACUCAAAAGCUGAAGAGAGUGAGAGAUUACAAAAUGCUCUCAGCACUGCAAUGGAGGAUGAAGACGUGCCAGAUGCAUAUUUACGAGAGGACUAGUCACAUCAAGACAGCUUUAAAGUGUCUUAAGCACUCUGAUACACAAACCUAUACUACUACUGAAGCACAUUAUUAUAUUUCUGUUUGAUUAAAAGGAUACAUGCUGUGAGAAUUUAUGUAAAUGAAACAUAAGUAUUAAAUAGAAAACUAUGAGGGCAGGAAAAGGGAUAAAUACUUUCUAGAUUUUACAUUUGUUUGUAAUUGAUAUAUGAAAUUACAAUUGAAUGAAAUAGAUUUCCAUUUAAACCAGUUUUGCAUUAUUAUUA